AUGCUCACCACACAUCACCACCACCACCACCACCACCACAACCCGCGGCGAGCGAGCACAUCACCAGCCGUAAUAGGAACCAUUACAUCCUGCACCACCACAAACACUACCAUCAACGCCUCGGCCUCCUCCCCUGGUAGCGCACCCCGGAGUCUCCCCACGCCACGGACGUCCUCGGAGCGCGGAACGACCAAGUCCAGUUCCUCAGAGGUACCACGCAUCUCCUUCACAGACGAGGCACAGGCAUGCUAUAACCUGCUGCUCCUGAUCCGCAACGACACGCAAGCCCUGAUCACGCUGAGGAACGACAAUCUCGCCGAGCUGGAAGGGAGGAAAUCGAAUGAGGCGCCAAAUCAUGCUUCCGCCGGUGGCGAGGGCGAGAACGAGGACGAGGGCGAUGCUGGUAGCGACACCGAUAGGUCGCUGCUACUAGCAGCCGUCAACGAGGCUAUCACCUUCGCGACGAGAACCAUAGCAGAGCUCGGCCCGUUCCUGGAGAGGCACAGGUGGCCGGCGGGGGCGUCAACACAACCUCAGCACCAGCGGUCCUCGCUCGCAGCCAUCGUAAAGCCUCCAAAGAUCUUACUACUACGGCGCAGAAGGACGAGUAGCCUCUCCUCUUCCUCUUCUACGUCUUCCUCCGCAGCCACCACUUCGGGCCCUUCCACCCGCCCACCUGCUGCUGCUGCUGCUGCUGCUGCUGACGGCGACGGACACGGCGGCCCCCCAACGGCCGAGGUGCUGUUCUCCUGGACCCUGGCGCUGACGGAGCUACACAGCGCCGUACUGACAGCCACGGCACGGCUGAAGGGCUUUCUAGAGUUUGGCGCGGAGGCUGUAGGGGUGAGCGAGGAGAAUCGGAGACGGCGCGAGGGCAGGGCGUCGUGGUGGGCGCAGGGGAGGGGAGAGUUUGAGAAUGUCGAGCUGAUUCAGAGUCUUUUGGGGCGACCGAGGCGGAAAUGGGAGGCGGAUACGGGUACGGCGGCUGUGCAGACUGAGGACGGAGAUGAUGACACCACGAAGGCGGCGGCGUUGCUACGGUCCGGCAUGAAAGACGGCGAGCCACCUGGAGACGAGGAAGGAUGGCAGAAGAAGGAGAAGGAGGAAAAGAAGGGAGAGGAGGACGACAACGUGCCUGCAGUGGUCCUCACGCCGGUCCUGGAAGUUGACGACACGCAAUCCGAGGCGUGGGCCUCGGAGCCCAUGACAUCUGCUCCGUCCACCAUCAAGUCUACACGCGGCGACCUCACCGCCAGGCCCAGACACUACCACCACCGCCGCGAGAAUUCUCUGCAGCAGGACUCUCCCUUUGCCGUGCGCCGUUCCGUGACAGAGCCCCUGAGCCCCUCCUCCCCCGUGAGAGGAUCGCCUGGAGGAGGUGAAGGAGGAGGAGAGCGGCGCGAGCUGCACAUGGCGAGGAGCGAAACCUUUGGUCAGGCUGCGUCCAAAGCCAAGGGCCACCUACCACGACUGCCGUCCAUCUCGACGACCCAGCCUUCGUCCCUGAACGCGAUACAGAGACGGCUCACGCAGGCGCUGGCUGGCGCGUACCAAGGCCACCAGCGGUCGCCCACAGGAUCAACGCCGCGCACAGCUUCAAGCCCAGCAGCCCUGCUCGGCCAACCUCUCUUCCCGGACCCAGGUCAAGGACAACAAGAACAAGCACAGCUACGCAUGCGUCCAGCUUCCUUGUUCGGCCUCGAAGUACCACCGCCUGACACCCCAUACACGCCCGAAACACCACGAGACCCGCACCUGGAAGCCCUCAUCAACCUGGGCGGCUUACCCAGCAAGACCUUCCAGCCCGUGAUCGAGGCCCUGGACCACAUGAUCGAGGUACCCGUCGUGUCCCCUGUGUCGCCGCCUGAGUCGCCGCAGAAACAAGGAGGCGUCAUGGCGGCAGCGGCGGCAGCAGCACUGAGCGUCCCGCCACUUUUGAGGUCCCCUCAGGUGCGGAAGUCCAUACAUCCCGUCAUCGAGGGGGGAGAUGUGCCGUCAUCACUGCCGGCAGGGGGGCAGCAGCAGCACGCAUCCUUUGUAUCUCCUGUGGAGUCGCAGGAGCCUCAGACGGCGGUGACGGUUUCACCUACGGGGUCACAGCACCCACGGCUGUCGAUGCCGCUGCCGCCUCUGCCCUCGGCGCCGCCUUCGGAAAAUCGAGAUGGAGACAGAGGAGGAGGAAAAGGAGGUGGAAGAGAAGAAGGCGAUGAGCAUUGGCCGUUUCUUGUGUAUAUGGCGCGGAAGCGGGCGGUUGCUGCUUCGAGAUGGUCGUUGCGGAGUUCUCAGGCGGGUGGGGAAGGAGGAGAGCACGAGUCGGAAGGAUGA
Messenger RNA from Cryphonectria parasitica EP155, 2325 nucleotides. RefSeq lists its product as uncharacterized. The coding region runs from base 1 to 2325 and encodes 774 amino acids. The transcript has a single exon. The record is from RefSeq and is a predicted model, not a curated record. NCBI's taxonomy places the organism in Eukaryota, Fungi, Ascomycota, Sordariomycetes, Diaporthales, Cryphonectriaceae.